Adineta ricciae is the source of this 1536-nucleotide messenger RNA. NCBI's taxonomy places the organism in Eukaryota, Metazoa, Rotifera, Eurotatoria, Adinetida, Adinetidae. The record is from the annotation of a GenBank genome assembly.
AUGUCACCGACUUUUGAAACCUUACCUGAUGAAAUUUUAAUGCUCAUUUUUCAAUAUUCUGGAGAUGUUCACUCAAUAUUUCGCACAUUUCUUGGCUUGAAUCGCCGACUGAACCAAAUCCUAAUCGACAAACGCUUACAUCUAUUAACCGAUUAUUUAUGCAUCGAUCCAUAUCAUAUGUUCUUCAAUAUUUAUUACAAUUCCGCAGCGUUCAACCGAAUUUCUCAACAGUUCGCCGCAGUAAACAGUUCCGUCAAUGAUCCGGACUUUCGUGAAUACUUUCAAUCUUUAAUCUCCUUCCAUAUCGAACAACAACACAAACGAUGUGAAGAUGACAUUCAUGUCUAUACAACAACGUUCAAAUCAAUACAAAAUUCCAUUCCUAAUGACGAGCGAAUCACGAAUAGUUAUGAAUUACAGCAAAUAUUUCGCAACUUGAUACACUAUCCUGUCAAUUUGAUGGAUAUGAAACGAAUCGAAUCGUUAGUUUUAGAAAGAGGUGCAUAUCUUGAAUGUGAUGGUUCUGCACAGAGUGAUUUCAAUUUUUGCAAGGCAAUUAAUCGAUUAUUACUUUCGGAGCUUUGUUAUCCAAAUUCUACUAAUAAAAACUUGCUUAGUACAGAAAUACAAAUGUUUAAAGCCUUGAUUAUUUCCAAUCCACGGGUCUUAACCAAUGAGGACUUUUAUAUCUACAGUUUAUGUAGCAUUUCUUUCUUUCUCAUCUUUUCUGUUUUUCAAGCGCGAUAUUAUUGCUAUGAUCAAUUGACUCUCCCUGUUAAUAUGCAUUGUUAUCAUGCAAUAGUGGAUUUACUUCUUUUUGUGAUUGAGUACGAAAGAAUACAUUCCAGUGUUUCAGCAUCCGCUCAAGAAAAUCUUUUCGAUAUGUUACAUUUUAUACCUUCACGUGAACUAGUCAAUAGAAGUGGAGUAAUGAUUGAAACAAUUCAACUGGAAAUAUUCAAAAUUAUCGUUGAUAUAUAUAUUUCAGCACAAGUACCUUCGUGGUCUGACGACUUGAAUGAUAGAUUUCAAUCGAUUUUGAAAAAGUUAAUGAAAAAGAAACGUGACGAUGUCAUUCUUUAUAUAUAUCGUCGUAUUCCACAUGUACGAUGCUUCUUUAAUCAGCCGAAAUAUUGUCGAACUAUUGUCAAUAUGAUGACAGGCAGUCAGGAAGAACGAUUGGUGUUUCGGAGAUUUCUUGAUGAAACACCUGUGGAAACGUGGUUGACGAGUAAGCAGCUCGUAUUUAUAUUAUUACAGAAGAAAGAACGAAAAUUAUUGAAAAAGGUAUUGAGAGUAUCACGGUUUCUUAUUGAUGAAUUGGAUGAGGAUGGCAAUGAUCCAUUACUGCAUAUUUGUUUGAAAGUUCGUGGCUGUCGACAUCAAUUGGUAGAAUUAUUAAUUCAAAUGAAAUCAGAUCUUCGAAGAAAAAACUUCAAUGGAGAAGAUUUCUUCAAUGCAAUCAAGUUACCAAAAAAUCGAAAAUUACUGGAAAAAUUAAAUAUCGAUGAUAUUAUGUCUCAAUUGUAUAUGUGA